ACCAUUAUACCCCUUGCAGAUUGUGAAUGAAUAACAUCAAGACAAAGGAAGACCUGGAGCUUGAAUUUUCCAGUUCUGGUGAGAAGGAAAGGGCCAAGGAGGUUUUAUUAGCUCGAUUACGUAAGGAUGGUUGGGUGACUGAGGUAAAAGCCAUGGCUCGAAGAAUGAUAAAGGAACGUGGAGUGGAAAAUGUGAAUUUGGAAAUGCUUUAUGACGAAUUGAAACAGCCAGCUCGGCGACUGGUCUCUGAAGAAGCAAAAAAAGAGCUGUAUUUGAUUGUGCGAGACUGGGUUGCGCAGCGAUGUGAUGUUGAGAUAUAAACUCUUCAAAAAUGUAUCUGUUUCAUUCACCUAUUUAGUUUUAAACUGAUCAUUGUGUUCUUGUAACGUAGCUUUGCAUAUCAUGCACUCUCAUUGACGAGCUUCACUGGUUAGCAGUUAUUUUUACAUGAACAAAAUUUUUGCAUUGGAUUGUAAAUAUGUUGCGUAUGAGU
Messenger RNA from Cylicocyclus nassatus, 493 nucleotides. The record is from the annotation of a GenBank genome assembly. NCBI's taxonomy places the organism in Eukaryota, Metazoa, Nematoda, Chromadorea, Rhabditida, Strongylidae.